CGGAGAUUCACUUGUUGUCUUUACAUUUACAGAUGAGUGCAGGUUUCGAGACAGGCUGUAUGUUUGGUAUUAGGGAUGCGUGGGUCUCUGCAGUCGCAAAGCAUAAUAAUGCAGUUAGAGCUUAUGAAAAAAACUUAGUUAGAUCUCAACGUUCAAUUGCCAGAAUUACAGAUCUGCUGGAGGAGAGUUUUACUUCGCUUUCCCUUAGUGUAAAUUCUGAAGGAAAUGAAGAGGCCUCUACAAAUACGUGUCAAACAGAAAUAAAUUAUACUCCAGCAGAAAUAUACCCUUCGACAGCAUGUAUGGGUUACUAUGGGUUUUCGCGGAGACAAGCUAAUCAGGAUUUACUCAAUGAUAUCAUCAAUAACAUCAUCAGUAUUCGAAUCGAAGUAAUGAACCUGCGGUGCCAAAAAUUAGGAUCUGUCUUGCGUAUGUCACACCAAGUUUUUUUGGUUUUUUACGGUCUACUUAGGACAUAUAGGAAUCUUUAGGAAUCCUAGUUACAAUGUCAAAUUUUUCUGUCAUGUAAACAAAAAAGGGAAUAUUCGAUAUAAAAUCAAGAUAUUUACGAAGAAUAUGUUUUGGUUUUCACUUGAGAUAUAUGGCAAGUUAUAGUCAGCCUAUUAUAAACCUGAUGUGUAAUUAUUCUCGUUUUCAAAGUGGGGUCGAAUUUUAUACAUUGAUUAUGAUAUGAACUCAUCCCCUCUAUGCUUGUUAAAAAGUUGGUCAUGUAGAUCACUUGCUACUACGCUUAGUGAUAGCUAUGUUUAAUUUACGAUGUAAAUGAGUCUUUUGUACUGUGUAAAUUAGUAGUCUUAUGAGUCUUACGUCACGUAAACGUACAACACAGACGAUAGAGAAUGGGAAAUUCAACGAUGACAGCUAAAAAAUACAAAAAACCCUGUGGAACGUGGUCAGAACUGCCAAUAUGCUAUGUGUUAAGAACGACAUUAAAAAUCAUGAUUCAAAAUAAAAACAAAUCUCAAAUGUCACCUGAGGUUUCUAAUCACCUGUGUAUUUCUAUCCUUAAAUGUGGCAGUUUUGUAUACACCUAGUGACAUCUAAUAUGCGACGCCGGUGAUUAGUAAUUCGUGUUGUUUUUUGUAUGGCUCAUUUCCAAUUUCUUGCUGCUCCAAACAUUUUGUGCGCUUUAAGCUUACACGAUCAGUUCAAUCUGUCCAACAUCCACCUUCAGUUAGUAACUGGAAAUUCGUAGUACGUGUUCCAGCCGUACUAACAUAAUCAAAUUCGAUUUAGUCAGUCAUCUUUGUUUAUUUCACGACUUACAUAAAGUGUUUGGAUUCCAGAAGUUACUUUUACCAUAUGGGAAACUUUUAAUGACAGCAGCGACGAAUCGUAUUGAUUAGUUUCGUUUCGAAGCAAGAUAGCAGUAACGUAUAAAGAUCAAACGCAAGGAAUUUGAAAGUAGCCGAGUAAUUUCUGUCUCCAACCACCUAUGUUGGUUCUUCUUGUUAUUAUCAGUACUCCUGUCGUCGUGAAUCUAACACUAUGACUGGUGUCCAAUCUAUUGACAAACCAACUCAUGAUGUAUGAAUGCCUAUGUCAACUUGUUCUAAUUCUGUUUCAUCAACAUUGUGUUGAUAGGAUAUUACUAAAGGAUUUGAGUAGUUUUCCUGAUGUUGCACCAGAGUUUUCCAUCUUCAUUUAUUUGUCUCUAUAAUGCUGUUUCAGAACCAAUAACUAGUCUGCUUUUAAGUGAGCCGCUGCAUCAGUAUUUAUCUAAAAUAUUCAGAUUAUUUAGUUGGCGUAAAGAUUGUGCUCCUCGUAAACUUUACUUGCUAAAUGCUUUCACAUGCGAUCGAUAUUCACUUACAACGAUCGUAAGUUAGAACGUAAACUACUUCUGUUACGCGAUAUUCUCCACUGCUACCAGCGUUUUACAGUACCAUUUACUUUUCGUCUGUUUACUUCAUCUGCAGUUCUAUGCAACCGUCAGCGUCGUUUCUCCCUGUUUAUGGCUGUUGUGUUAUGAACUGCCGUACUGUAGAUCAAUCAACAUUCCUCCUAGAUCGCCUUUUACUGAGAGCGAUAUGUUUUUGUUCAUUAUUUGAAUUGUGCUAAAUUUAUCGUGCAAUAGUCGAAUAAUAUCACCAACCUUGAUAAAUAAUACUCGCAUCCUGAAGCUGUAUACAUAGCACUUUGGUAAAUUUGCUAAAACGUCUGUAUUUUUAGGUUUUGCUUUUCUAGUAUUUGUCUGUAAGUUAAUUAUAUUCCAUUUGGUUCUCCAUGGCUGUUUGCCUAGUAUUUUUAACAUUUACAUAUGGUGUAUCUCGGAAUCCUGUAUGGAAUCAAGUACAUAAUUAUUCAUUUGCAAUAUUUAGACGAUCUUCUAUAUCGUGAUUAUGGAUAAUUACCAACUUCCCUAAUUUUGUAGGUCCAUCGGAUAGCUUGAUAAAUGAAAUUGAAGAAAUCGAAACUCGAGCUUUGACUUUGAUGACUUCGCCAUCUCCUAUUUUCGAUGAUUGUGACGGAGCAAUGGAUUAUCAAAUGGAAUUAAUCAUGAAAAAACUAGAACUUCAAGCUAAAGAAUGUCUCCUAGCUUGCAAAACUCUUGCUUCCACAGGUACUCCAAAAACGAAGCAACUGCAGUCAACGAUAAGUGUUACAUCAGAUGUGUCAUUGUCUGAGAAUGAUUCUGUGUUUCCAACUUUUGAAAAGGCCCGUGCACUGCUUGAAAAUUACACAAAUAUACUUUAUCCGUCAUUAUGGGAUUCAAAAUUCAAAAUGGAUGCCUUAAAAAUAAAACAGGAUAUUACCUGUGCAUGCAGUCAAGUGAGUUAACUGUUGUGAACGGAUGCUUAUUUACUUAUCCACUUUUUUUAACUGAAGCUAACCCGUUCACUGUUUCAUAAGGUCGAUGAGAGGAUCGUAGGUUCACUAGUUUCCAGUUAUAUUGUAUCGUAAUUUUAUAAGAAGCCUCCAUUUAUGUCCCAAAUCUACCAUAGUAAUGAUGCAAUCACUCUUCCCCCGCUUUUGUCAUAAAUACAAAGCCAUCCUAGUCUGUUAUUCCUCUUUUUUUGUUUUAAUUUUGGCGCCUCAUAUUUAUUCGGUUUGUUAACCAUUUUAUGGAUACGGAGGAUUCAUCUAGGGGAGUUGAAAAACCCUGAUUCCAAACCAAUGGUGUACAUGGGCUCCAGGAUCCAAUGUUUAUAAUAAUAAUGCUUAAAUAAAUAAUUUGUUCGUGUUCCCAGGUCACUAAGACCAGCAUUAAUUCACUAUCUUUUCCAGUUCCUUCAAGGAGAAAUAUCCUUCCACAGAGUGGGCAUUCAGGAAGUAAAAGCCGUCCUCAUACCUCUAUCAGCACAUGAGAUCGUCUUGCUAACGAUUAAAUCACUCUCUCUCAGUGAUCGCCUCGUUUUCACGACUAACCCUGUUCGUAUAUCUUUGUCACCAUGCGCUACCAAUAUCAAUGGUUUGAGUGCACAAAAUAUUAUUCCUGGUCUCCUGAAACCACUCUAACCUACAUGUUGGAGCUAUUAAUUUUCGAGCCUUUUAUCAGAUAGGACAACAAGGUUUUUUAGCUAGGACUCUAGAAUCUCUCUCUAUCGAUGUAUACUGGGCUUUCGAAAUGCACAUAUGUGAUCCAAGUAAGGUCAUUCAUUCGACCUCACCUUGCCACUAUAAAGAACCGACACGAUUUACCCUUCGAGUAUCUGGAGACUCCACUGCUGCUUCCCAUGGCCUCGCUGGUGUAGGUAUAGAGUUUAAGUUAUAAAGCAGAACAGGUUCUGUUAGACUGGAUUCCAGUCGUUUGUGAAUUAUCUGACUAAACGGGAAAGUAAGAACUCGAGAAUAUAAGGGUAUGCGUCGUUCCCUUUUCGUUGUCUCUGCCUACGCUCCCACUGAUUGCCGCUCAGACGAACUUAAGGAUGGGUUCCAUAGGAAACUAUCCAAUCUUAAAAAAGCUAAACGCUCUGAUGUAGUAAUAUUGGGAAGUAGUUUUAAUGCUCAAUUAGGUAAACUAAACCAACCCGAAAGGCACUUAGACUGAUCCUACGGUGCUACGGCUCAGAGAACAGAUAAUGGCGACCGUCCGUUCGCUUUAUGCUCAGAAAACCGUCUUUAAACAUAAGAAGAAACGUCUAACGUGGCGACCCCACAAUCGACUCGUCGAUGGACCCGAAUAGACCAUACUUCCAUCAGCCAUCUCUGUAGAGGCUCGAUAGAAGACUGUCGCCCAUUCUGAAGCACAUAUUUAGACUCAGAUCAUACUCUAGUUCGAGUACGUAUUUGUCUUCGUCUCAUUGGACAUUGAAAAGCCAUAACGUGAAAACUCAAAGUGAAAAAGUUAGGAGUAUAUUUCAGGAACAACUAAAGACGGAGUUAGUCAACCAUGAAAGUGAUGCCCACCCCUAGACAGUUUAGCAUGAUAUCCAGAAAGCUGUAGAAACAGCAAUGAUAUAUACUAGUAACUGCAACCAAAACGUUGGGAAAACUCGGUGGGUUUUAGCAGUGUCUACAGAAUUGAUAGAUGCUCGGAAACUCAUCCCAUCUGACUCAGAACACGAUGAGGAGCUGAGGCAGCUUAAACGUAGGCAAAUAAAGAGCCUACGUAAUGAUCGUGAGCAGUGGUGGAUAGAGAAAGCAGAAGUGAUGGAAAAGGCAGCAGCGAUAGGUAACAGUAGACAACUGUUCAAAAUUAUCAAGGAAACGGGUAUUAAAAAUCCGUCUGUUAGUGAGAC
This is a messenger RNA of Schistosoma haematobium, 4703 nucleotides long. RefSeq lists its product as uncharacterized. Bases 2455 to 2802 code for a protein of 115 amino acids. The record is from RefSeq and is a predicted model, not a curated record. The transcript has 3 exons. NCBI's taxonomy places the organism in Eukaryota, Metazoa, Platyhelminthes, Trematoda, Strigeidida, Schistosomatidae.